GCUGCAAUAGAGAGUCCAAUAACUGUUCAGCUCAUAUGGACAAAACAUCAUUUUGAUCGUUUUGGCCUUUGCUGAUUUGCACAAAGUUUGCUUCAGCAAUUGAGGACUAACAUUUGUGGAUUUUCUGAUGUCGAGGGGAGCUUUGAAAGAGUAACCCAGGUCAACAAGUUUCAUGUAAUGUAAGAAUCAAUUUUAGUCUUUGGAGAGUUGCGAAAAAAAACUUCCACAAUGGGUCAGCGCCUGAGCGAGGAUAGCGACCCCGACAAGGAAAUUGAUGUGGCAGAGCUGCAGGAAUGGUACAAAAAAUUUGUUGUGGAAUGUCCGAGUGGAACGCUCUUCAUGCACGAGUUCAAGAGCUUUUUUGGAGUUACUGAUAACAAAGAGGCUGCAGAUUACAUUGAAAACAUGUUUCGAGCGUUUGACAAGAAUGGCGACAACACCAUUGAUUUUCUGGAGUACGUGGCAGCCUUGAACUUAGUCCUGAGGGGUAAACUGGAACAUAAGCUUAAAUGGACAUUCAAAAUGUAUGAUAAAGAUGGAAGCGGGUGCAUUGAUAAAACAGAGCUUCUUGAAAUUGUGGAGUCUAUCUAUCGACUGAAGAAAGCCUGCCACGGAGAGCUGGAUGAAGAAUGCAAUCUGCUGACCCCAGACCAAGUGGUUGACCGGAUAUUUGAGCUGGUUGAUGAAAAUGGAGAUGGGGAGCUCUCCCUGGAUGAGUUCAUUGAUGGAGCACGGAAGGACAAGUGGGUGAUGAAGAUGCUGCAGAUGGACGUCAACCCUGGGGACUGGAUGGACGUUCGGAGACGCAGUGCUGACUUUUAAGGCUGGAGCAUGGACUGUCAAUCUGUCACAUACACACAUUCUUCAUGUGUGACCAAUCAUGCUGUCUUUUGUAUCUUCUGCAGUUUAUAUGUAUAUAAAACAAGACAACACCACACACUCAUCCUGGUGUUGUACUGCUAUACUUUGCUUGCAAAGGGGCUACCUGUUUAUUAGCUUUGGUUCAGGUUCCACACCUCAACAGUAGCUUUUACCUCAUUUUUAGCAAUCAUGUCCUUGUAGGUCAGUUUUUAUGUCUGUACUUUAUAGAUGCUGCAGACAUAACAUGCUGCUUACUAUAAUUUCUUUUUUGUUUUGUGUUGUAAAAUGAGCAUAAAAGUUAAUGAAUAAAAAUACUUAAAGCCCCCACAAAAACAUGGUCCACCAUAGAGAGGUGUUACUGGUGUCACUUAUUAUUUAGGAUGAUAAGACCUCUUCUCAGGGUUGUGUGGGGCCAUGUACACAUGACCAUUUUCCUAACUCCUUGAUCAUUUUGUUGCACCUAACUAACCUGAAUAGCGCUUGAACAGACCAGAAUAAAUAAAAACACCAAUUGGGGGUUUGUGGGGUCUUUAAAAACA
Messenger RNA from Chelmon rostratus (copperband butterflyfish), 1400 nucleotides. It is a transcript of the gene guca1b, whose product is annotated as guanylate cyclase activator 1B. The transcript is spliced from 4 exons. Lineage: Eukaryota; Metazoa; Chordata; Actinopteri; Chaetodontiformes; Chaetodontidae. The record is from RefSeq and is a predicted model, not a curated record. The coding region runs from base 229 to 822 and encodes 197 amino acids. Gene Ontology annotation, cellular component: cone photoreceptor outer segment; photoreceptor inner segment. Gene Ontology annotation, biological process: visual perception. Gene Ontology annotation, molecular function: calcium sensitive guanylate cyclase activator activity; calcium ion binding.